Messenger RNA from Mus musculus (house mouse), 8382 nucleotides. It is a transcript of the gene Fam76b, whose product is annotated as family with sequence similarity 76, member B. The transcript has 10 exons. Gene Ontology annotation, biological process: negative regulation of macrophage activation; negative regulation of inflammatory response; mRNA stabilization. NCBI's taxonomy places the organism in Eukaryota, Metazoa, Chordata, Mammalia, Rodentia, Muridae. Gene Ontology annotation, cellular component: nuclear speck. Bases 782 to 1792 code for a protein of 336 amino acids. The record is from RefSeq and is a predicted model, not a curated record.
GCCUGCGGGAACGGCAACGUCUGAGUUGACAGACGGCUCUGGGAGCGUCUGAAAAGGGAUGGAUUUUCUGGAUGAGGAAGCAAAGGCUAGGGCUUCUGGAACCUUCAGCGCCUGCUGAGGCGGAUGACGGAAGCUGAAUAAAGGAGAAUGGAAAGUUGACAUACUCCAUCAGCAUCCCAGGAAUAAACUCCAGAGAGCGUUGCUUCUCCAUUUGAUGUACUGACCUUUCGGCCAAUGACAAACAGAAGUAGGAGGGGCUUAAGGAUAUGGUCCAAUGGAAGCCAAGGACUGAAAAAAAGCGGCGUUUCGUGGACCCCCUGGCCAAUGGGCUCAAGCGCACCAGCCAAACGACGACUGGCCGUGGCUUGUGGGCGGGAUCUUUUCAAAGCGGAUUUCGCGCUCUGAGAGCGGCGGCUUCCUAUUGGUUGGUACUUUCUCUCUUUGUGGGCGCUCCCUGCCGAACCUAGGCCAGGGACUGGGCGGAGCUUUCUAGUGACGUAAGGCUCUCUGUAGCCAAUCGUAGAGAGGGACGCGAGACCGAGGAGGAAGCGGAAUCCACCGCCUAGCUCCCGCUUCGUCUCCCUCCGCCGCGGUCCGGGCCUAAACGGGAGCGGCGGGGCGGGCGGCAGUAGGUGUCCCGGGACGGCGGCGGAGGCGGAGGGAGACGCAGGGGACCCGGCAGUUACCGGGACUGGGCCACAGCAGCAGAAGAGCCCGCGGGCGGGGCAGCCGAGUUCCCGGAGGCCCCGCCUGAGCGCGCGCGGAGGAGCCGGAAAGCAGGAUGGCGGCGUCGGCCUUGUACGCCUGCACCAAGUGCACGCAGCGCUACCCCUUCGAGGAGCUCUCGCAGGGCCAACAGCUCUGCAAGGAAUGUCGGAUUGCACAUCCUAUUGUAAAAUGUACUUACUGCAGAUCAGAAUUUCAGCAGGAGAGUAAAACUAACACAAUUUGUAAGAAGUGUGCUCAAAAUGUCAAGCAAUUUGGAACACCUAAGCCUUGUCAGUACUGUAACAUAAUUGCAGCAUUUAUUGGUACCAAGUGUCAGCGUUGUACAAAUUCAGAAAAGAAAUAUGGAGCACCUCAGACCUGUGAGCAGUGCAAACAGCAGUGUGCUUUUGAUCGCAAGGAGGAAGGAAGAAGGAAAGUUGAUGGGAAGUUGCUGUGCUGGCUCUGCACCUUGUCAUACAAGAGAGUUUUACAGAAGACAAAAGAACAGAGGAAGAGUUUGGGGUCUUCACAUUCUAACUCCUCAUCUUCAUCUCUUACUGAGAAAGACCAGCACCAUUCUAAACACCACCACCACCACCACCAUCACCAUCACCGCCACAGCAGUGGCCACCACAAAGUCAGCAGUCUAAGUCCUGAGCAGGAGCAGGGACUGUGGAAACAGAGCCAUAAAUCCUCUGCAGCAAUUCAGAAUGAAACUCCAAAGAAAAAGCCCAAGUUGGAAUCUAAGCCAUCUAAUGGAGAUAGUAGCUCUAUAAAUCAGUCAGCAGAUAGUGGGGGAACAGACAAUUUUGUCCUUAUCAGUCAACUGAAAGAAGAAGUGAUGUCACUUAAACGUCUCUUACAGCAAAGAGACCAGACUAUUUUGGAAAAAGAUAAAAAGUUAACUGAACUGAAGGCAGACUUUCAAUACCAAGAGUCAAAUUUGAGGACUAAGAUGAACAGUAUGGAAAAAGCGCACAAAGAAACUGUGGAACAACUCCAGAUCUUGAUCCCAUUAAAAGCUUUUGUUGGAAAUCACUUGAAAGCUGAUUCAGUGCUGACCAUGAAAACAUGCACACACUAAGUGGGGCUUGCAGAAAAUACUGAAGACUCUUCAUUUGACUACCGUCCUUUAUGACGCUAAGGUGACUCUAUACGCUUUAAUCGUUCUUCCCAUCUCUUUCUGGGUACCCAGACGGGAGGGAGAGAAGGCCAACCUUGUUAGGGGGUUGGGAGGCAGAAACACACGGAUCUCUGUGAAUUCGAGGCCAGCCUGGUCUACAGAGUGAGUUCCAGGACAGCCAGGGCUACACAGAGAAGCCUUAUGUCAAAACCUCCCCUGCACAACUGCCCCCAAAAGCCAGGUCUCCAGACCAUGGUUGAAGGGCUUUCAUGCUGUGUAUGUGUUCUCCAGACCAAGACAGUACUUGAUUGUAUUGAAAGUGUAUCAGGUAUUGAGUAUAUUUAAUAAAUACUAGUGUAUUUAAUGUAGAUAAAUAGGUCUUAAAUAUACGGAACAACUGAACAGUGGGAGCUGAGAGUCACUAACAAAGAGGGUAGAUAGUGAACAUCAACAUAGAAAGGGGCUACUCCCUCAUUACAACUUGGUUUGGUUUGGUUUGGUUUGGUUUUGGUUUUCUGAGACAGGGUUUCUCUGUGUAGCCCUGGCUGUCGUGGAACUCACUUUGUAGACCAGGCUGGACUCGAACUCAGAAAUCUGCCUGCCUCUGCCUCCCGAGUGCUGGGAUUAAAGGCGUGCACCACCACGCCCGGCCCUACAACUUGUUUUUAACUAUUCUAUAAAUUGAGGCAUAAAACCAUAACACAUUGAUUCGUGUUCUGUAGUUUGUACAUUGUGACAUUUAUAGAGUUAAUCUCUUAAACAUAGAGAUGAUGUCAUAUUCAGAGUUCAGGCUUGAGGGGAGAGUGCAGCUUUGAAGGGAGUGCAUGAAUUUUCCUUCAUUUGUAUGUUUUGUUUUCUGAAUGUUUCCCCUAUUAAAGCAAGGUAUAUUUUCUGUUGCUUGUGUGGUUUGGUGUGUGUCGUAAUUGAAUAGACUUUACAUGCUUCUUGGGAUCCACAUGUAUAUUCCUUGCUUCCCAUUUUUACUAGUGACAGGAAUUUGUAAAGGAACCAUUGUAGAACCAGGGCAUAGUGUAUCCAAGUAAUUGCUGCAUGUGUGGAGAUUUGUGGCAAUGCAUUUGCCCUCCCUCCUUGAAGAUUGCCCAUCUUGAGCUGGGCCUCUUGUGCAUUACUUACUAUUUUUACCCAUCAGCAAUUACUUUGUUUUAUUAUAUUCUUAAGUUAUGUUGAAUGAUCCCCUGAGAUAUAAUCAACCUUAUGUAACAGAAGCGCUGAAAUAAAAACUCUAAGUUACAGAGUAACUAUAAUAAUGGUAAGCACUUCCUAGGUCUGACUUAACCUGGUAUGUUCUUCCAAUGCGCCAGAGAACAGUUCCUUUUGUUAAAGUGAAUUGCAAGAGAACCAUUUUAUUUUAGCCUGGUUGGUGUCUUCAGCCCACUUCCUCUUAACUGAGUUUUUCUAUGCUACCAUAGCAGCUACUCAUACAGAAGGGAAGGUACAGUUAAUUGUUUUGUAUGUCAUGUUCAUAUUUGCUUCUUAUAAUAGCUGAGUGAUGAGUUGCCCCAAAUUACAGGUGAAACCAGUCACAUAAGUAGUAGGCGAGACAUAGACACUACAUUGUGUGCCUCAGGCUUACUUGUUCAUUCUGAGGAAUGUCUUGCAUCAGCUCACACCUCAGGUUACUUGGGUAUCCGAAUGUCCUCCUAAUCAGCUGCUUCCCUAUACACUUUGAGUUCUGCUAGAGACCCGCUACGGCUAAGUGUAGCUACUGACCUUAGUAGCAGUUGCUGUGGUGAGUAUACCUAGUUAAAUCUCUCCUUAUCUCUUUCAUUUGUUUGCUUUUUUUUUGAGUUGGAGCUUCACUAUGUAUCCCAGUUUGGCCUCAAACUCAUCAUCCUCCUUUAGCCUCCAAGUGCUUGGUUUGUACCCCUUACUCCUUCCUACCUGUUUCCUUAGUCUUUUAUGAUACAGAGAAUUUAAUGGUUAACAAAAUUAUCUUGCUCCAAUAGAUCUUUUAAAUAUUUUUAAACUAUCAAACCUAAGAAUACAAACUGAAAUUCAUCCCCCCAAAUGGUAUUAAAUCCAAAGUACCAAUAAUGCCAAGUAAAAAUUCUGUUCUUUCGUAAGACAAGCUAAAGGGAAGGGAAAUUAUGUGUGAGUGUUGUUGUGUGCAGGUCACAGUACCAUGUUUUUUUCAACUCCCAGAGUCUCUUGUUAGGGAUAUGACUUAUCUUCCAGUUAAGUCAUAGGUAAGUAGAGCCUGGAGAUGAUAGGCAGGGUCUGUGUAGUUCCUUCCUUUAUUUAGGCUGACAUUUUUAAAUGUUUCUAACUUAAGUAUUGCAAUAAUUGCAUUGACUUUUGUAGGGUGCAAAAUAAGUAUUAGAAUAAAAUUUCAAUGUAUACACUUAAUCUCUGCAAUAUACAGCUUAUCUGCAAUGUAAAGCUUAUAUUGCAAGGACUCAAUAACAACCAAUGCACUAUUCUUCUUAAAGCCUUUGUCGUAUAUAAUUUAUCAACAAAAUACUGCUGUCACUGGGAGACUAGCUACAUAUCUAUUCUUCUAGUUCUUGCAUUUUAUUCUAGGAAAGAAACAUAUAAGUUCAUUUUUUUUUUCCUUGAUUGAAAGCAGAGUUUUAAUUAUUUGGUAAGCCAGGGUAAAUGGUUGCUCCUAACUGCCUGCCUCUGCAGCCCUGGCUAGGGCCUUUCUGUGUCCUUCCCUGCUCUGCACUCCACAAUUUAUUUCUUGCAAGUGAGUCUAUUGUAAUUAAUGUUAAAUAAUAUAGUUACACUGUUACUAGGAUUUGUCAGAGUAAUAGUUCAUGCUUAUGAGUAGUGGAGGCUUCCCCUGAGGAUUUUAAAAUUGUGUUAUAGUUUAGUAGUGCUCAAACGUCAUACUGUUUCUGUUGGCUCAGAAACUCAGAGCAGCUUUGAUGAUUUGUAGUUUUCAUGAGGAACUUUCAUUACCUAACUUCCCAGAAGCUGCAUAGAGUAGCAGAGACAGAAGAAUGAGAAAAGACUCGAUGAAGUUCCCACUUGUAGAUCCCCCAGGAACAACAGCUCUACCAGACGACACCCUGCAGGCAAUGUUCUUUCUGAUGAGCAGGCAUUGUAGAACUAGCUGAAAUGUCAGAGCAUUGCUACAGUGACAUUCUGAAUCUUUGGCAGGAGGUGGGGUGGGGUGGGGUGGGUGGGCUAUGAAAUUAGACCAAUAGCAAUGGAGGAAAAUGGCUUAGGUGACACUAAAGUCAGUAUCACGUGGAAGGACCACCUGGGCUUGUGAAAAUGUGAAGAGUUGCAUCUGACCUCCAGGUCUUAGAACCAGAGUUUGAUUUCCCAGACCCAUGUCCAGAAGAGGUAAUGAACUCCCUCAAGUUGUCCUUUGACCUUCACAUGCAUGUGGUGGCCCACACGUGUGCACACAAGUAGAUAAGAAAAUGUUUAAGGCCGGGCAUUGGUGGCACACGCCUUUAAUCCCAGCACUUGGGAGGCAGAGGCAGGAGGGUUUCUGAGUUCGAGGCCAGCCUGGUCUACAGAGUGAGUUCCAGGACAGCCAGGGCUACACAGAGAAACCCUGUCUCGAAAAAAAAAGAAAAAAAGAAAAGAAAGAAAAACAAAAAACACAAAAAAAGAAAGAAAAUGUUUAAUAAGGGCCUUUGGCAAAGUGACACAAUGAUUUUUACAAACACAAUCUCAUACUUUUUCUGUAUAACAGUAAGCAGCAAAUGGAAGACCUCAUUUAGCUUGCUAGAAAAUUCUCCAAAAUAAAUAUUUGAUUCUUCCUUUGUUUUGUUGAAAAACGUGCAUUUAGAUAGUUUUCAUGUUUUAAAGAACCAAAAGUUUUUUCUUGUUUUAGAUUUGAAACUUCUAGGGAGCUGGCCACUUGCCAUUUGUCUAAGACUGUAGGAGUGGACAAACACUGACGUUUAUCAAGAGCUGAUACACCAAUCAAAGUUCUGCCUAUCUAACCUGAAAGAGAUUAAAUAGACCAACUCAUGUAUAUCAUUUUUAUAUAAAUGAAAUUAUUAAGUAGUAGUUUUCAGCAUGACUUACUAGUUCAAAUUUUUUAAAUCUUGAAUUUUUGUCUCUCACAGGCCAAAAACAGAGAACUACUCAAACAGGUUGCAGCCUUGUCUAAGGGUAAAAAGUUUGACAAGAGUGGAAGCGUGCUAACAUCUCCCUGAAAAAGUCACUUGUUUAGCAUUUCUGCCCAACAGUGUGUACUUGAGGUGUCCUGUGACACCCUUAGAUUCUGUGCAGUGGAAAGAUAUUUUUACAUGCCAAAUUAAUUGGUAUGUCUCCUAUUCACUUUUGUAACUUACACACAGCAUUUUUUAAGUUGUAAACAUGCAGAUAAAACUUCAGCUGGCUUGGAGUGACUUCUUAAUUCUUUGAUACCGGAACUUUUUUCUAGCAAUAGUAUUGAUGGUGUGGAGUGCACAGGUGCACUGUGUAAAAUGCAACAUGCAAUAAUGGAGUGGCUGGCAGAGCAGCAGCAGGGGUGGGGCUUUGCGUUUGUUUAACACUAUGCUGUUUUCAAAUAAAUAGUUUUCCAUUUAGAAAUGCAAAACUUUUAAACAAGGAAAAUGAUGGUGAACACUGUUUUUUUGGGAAUUGUAUUUUUACUUCACAUCAACAUGAAUUUAGAGAAUCAUGGUGCUUUUAUUAAAAGAGCUUCAGAGUAUAUGUAAAUACGUUUUUAAAAGUCACGUCGCUGAUAUCAGUUAGGUAACCUAACAUUUCACUACUGCUCUAGGAUUGAUGUGCACUGUACAGCAUCCGAGGUAAAACGUGGUUUUGUUUUGUAAAAACUGUAGAUUUUUACUUACAAGUGCCUUUUUGCCACCUAAUGUUUUUAUUUAUAGGAAUGCUGAUCUUUUGUACAUAUGGUUUGUUUUAAAAUCAUGUUAAUAAGUUUGUAUAUAAGUGCAUAUGUAUAUAACCGGAUUUCAAAAAGAAAUCAAAGUUAUUAGUAACAUGCAAGAUUGCAUAUUAAGAAUUAACUGAUAAAUGCAUAUAGACUUUAGGUGAUUUUGUGGUUUGCUGCUGUAUCAUAAGGGAAGCUGUUGGUCAUUGAGUUCAUUUAAUUAUGUUGGAAUACUUUCCUAAAGAUUUAAUUUUAACUCCAUUUUGAUAGAGUGAUUUUAUUUUUAUGUUGUGUGGCUUCGUGUUUAUAUUUUGUGAGUUACAUGUUUUGCUUUAUUUUUAUAUAAAAUUUCUUUAAAAUUUAUAACGUUUCUAUAACAGCCCAUAUAUCUGCUUUUUUAUAAUGUGUUCUAAGUUAAUAUUUAUGUACACCAUACUUACUUUGUAAAUUUAAUACAAAUCUGGAAAAUUAAAUAACUUUUAUAAUCAAAUCCGUGCUUAUGUCUGAAUAAUUGAAAUCUGUAAGAUUCAGACACUAUUUAUAAGUAAUUUGCCUCAAAAGAAUAAAAUUGUCUAUAAAAGGUUAACAUAGUGUGGGAUAGAUUCUGAGAAAUUACAGAUCAGCUUCUGAUGUUAGUUCUGGCUUCAAGGUGAAUUCUAAACCUUCAGGCACUGCUGGCCACACCAUAUGACUUCUUUCUCUUAGGAAUGUGCAGUUACACUUGUUUUCAUCAGUCCUGAAAGGUUUAUUUUUAGAGAAUUGUUUAUAUGGUCUUCAUAUCAAAGAUUAGUGUUAAGAAUACAUAUAACAAUUCAUUUUAAAUUACUCAGGUUUUAGUAAACUUCCCACAGUAGUUUGCUACAAGUGAAAGGAAAUCUACAAGUUCAGAAAGACCUCAUUUUCAAGUGACAGUAAGAUUGAAUUAGUCAGCUUUGGUAAGAGUCAGCUGUGUGCUGUCCUGGGGCCUCAGAAGCACACUCGCUCGCUCACUGUUUUCCACUUUGGUAGACAAUGCCUUACUGUGGGGAUUCCUGUCUGCAGGAUCUGCUGCAUUCAUAAAGUCCUUAUUACAUUGCUUUACGUUUUGUUUGAUUACAGUUUCUUGGCCAGUUUUCAAUCCACAGUAGUCAUAAUUCUAAAUGAACUACAGUAGUUCUGAUACCUUGCUGGAGAAGAUAGAAACAGAAUCCCUCCUCCCCUUUUUAGCUAACAUGGAAAUUGGAAAUCAGUUUAAAAUAGUGAAGCUUUGUAAAGUGCAAGGCUAAAACUAAAAUUUAGGACUUUACAGUAUUCAGCCCUAAUCAGACAUACUCUUUAUUCCAUAACUUUAUUUUAUAACUUAAAUUUUUUUUGCAAUUGUAUAAAUUAGUGAUUGAGUCUCAGUCCCAGAUCUGUAGUGUAUUGAUCUAAUGAAUUGAUACUCUUUAAACGUGGACCUGUCCAGAGGUACUAUGGUGUGCUGUAUUGUGCUUUUAGCCUGUUUGCUGCAGUUAGCAUAUCCCAGUGAGGGUCAUAUAGACUCCAGUUUAUCAUGUAUUAAUAGCCUGUGAAUAUUACAGUCAUUUUUAGAGUAUAUUGGUCUAAAUAUGCAUUUUCCGAUGAGCCUGUUAAGCUGGUCACAUGUAUAGAUUAACAAAAUACUGUACCUGUAUACAUCUGACUGUUGGCAUUUUGUACUUUUUUCUAAGCCAAUAUUUCACAAUAAAAUAUGCCGAAAGCUUUGUGUUGA